ACCCCACAAAACAGACUUCCACCAUCCCCAAACAAGUAGGCAACAAUUCCCACUUCUCUUCCUUCCUUCUUCAUUUUCCUUAUCCCCAACCAAUUUACAUGGAACACCACACCACCCACCACAAGCGCAUCAUAGCAGCAACCCCAGAUCCUAAUCCCUCCAUGGAUCCCACCCUCAAAAAGCAACCCAACAAAACAAACAUCUCUUCCAAAACUUCUCACUCAACAACACAAAAGAACCCAGAUUCCUCUACUUCAUCUAAACCCUUUUAUUAUAUGACCAAUAGUUUUUCAAGGUUGAACCUUUACCAUAACAAAGCUCGUACUUCACAAAAACACACACCGACCAAAGACAUCCAUUUGCAAGCCAAAGCCAUGACUGUUUCUGCUGAUUCUGAUUCCUCCAACUUCUUGCGCAUUAAACCAAGUAAAUUAAUGCAACCCCAACAGAGAGCUGCACCCAGAAAUGAAAAAGACAGCCGAAUAAAGGAGGAAGCUUCUAAAGAGGUAAUGAAGAAAUCAUCGAAAGGUGGGCCAUUAAAUAGUAAAAAGAAGGAAGUUCAUAAGGAGGAUGUUGAUUGUAAGGAACUGGUAUUAGUGAAAGAUAAAGAUGUGAAGAAUGUAUUAUAUGAAGGGCAUGAUGUCAAGAGAGUUUCAGUUUCGUUAGGGCGAAGGAGAUCCUUCUGUGGCUCACAGGUCGAGUUGGCAGGUGUUCUUGCAAAUUGCGGUGUGAAGGUUGUUUCAGUCGACAUGCCGCCGUUUAUGCAAAUCCAUGCGGUUGAUUUUGCAAGAAAGACUCAUGAUAGCUUAGAAAAGUUCACUGCCAAAACCCUAGCACUCACUCUCAAGAAGGAGUUUGAUGGGGUUUAUGGACCGGCGUGGCACUGUAUCGUUGGGACAAGUUUUGGGUCUUUUGUCACGCAUUCGGUUGGUGGGUUUCUGUAUUUUUCAAUGGAUCAAAAGUUGUAUAUACUGUUGUUUAAGACCACUGUACAAAAAGCAGAGUGAAGUGGAUGAGCCGUUGAAUUUACAGCAUCUCUGGUCUACUAUAGAAAAGUUUGAAAAUAUAAAGCAAGAUUGUGUUGUAUUGUCCCAUUUGUAACUUGUACAUUGGUUUGGCUCAAAGAGUAGGACAUGAAGAAAUCGACUUUCUUUUUGUUUUCCAUUUGUUUGGCAGCCAUUAGACGUUUCUUUGAUGACUAGUGGGAUUAGUUUAGAGAGAAAAAAGCUUCUUUUACUUGUUAUUUUUUUGUUUCUUAUGUUUCAGUUGAAUUAAUUUAUUGCCUGUCCCAUCCCAUCCCAUCUCAA
Messenger RNA from Pistacia vera, 1307 nucleotides. RefSeq lists its product as uncharacterized. The coding region runs from base 99 to 1007 and encodes 302 amino acids. The record is from RefSeq and is a predicted model, not a curated record. Gene Ontology annotation, molecular function: dynein intermediate chain binding; dynein light intermediate chain binding. Gene Ontology annotation, cellular component: dynein complex. Lineage: Eukaryota; Viridiplantae; Streptophyta; Magnoliopsida; Sapindales; Anacardiaceae. Gene Ontology annotation, biological process: microtubule-based process. The transcript is spliced from 2 exons.